AUGAGAGAAGAAAUAGAAGAAAUAAAGGAAAACUGCAGGAUAGAUCAGCAAAGAGGAACACAAUUUAUUAGUUACACAAUGUUUAGAACCUCUGGAAUUUCUAAUAGUAAACAACCCAUAGUUCAAUUACUGAAAACAUCGGUAAGAUGGACACAUGAAUACGCUCCGAGGUUUACAUUCCAAAGUAAGAAACAAAAGGGGAGAGUUGCUGUACGUACUGGUGGUUCUACAAAGGGUUCUACUUUACAGUUUGGUACAUACGGUAUUCGUUUAAAAUCAGAAGGUACAAGAAUGAAAGCACAACAAUUAAAAGAGGCUGACAAUGCCCUGAUGAGAUAUGUAAGACCACUCAAUAAUGGUAUGUUAUGGAGACGCCUAGUUACUGAUAUAGCUGUUUGUAUUAAAGGUAAUGAAACCAGAAUGGGUAAAGGUAAAGGUGCAUUCGAUCAUUGGAUGGUUCGUGUCCCAACCGGUAAGAUUCUAUUUGAAAUGUAUGGUGACAACCUUCAUGAAAGAGUGGCCCGUGAAGCUUUCAGAAAGGCUGGAACAAAGUUACCUGGUGUAUUUGAGUUUGUGUCUAGAAACUCACCUAUUAGGGUAGGUUUAAAUGCUUUCAAGGAACUUGCUCCUAAGAAGGAGAUUAAAAUAGAUCCCUUGUCCAAAUUAUCUCAAAGAUCAAUCAAAAAACGUAUCAACAUUUUGAAAUCUCAGGAGGAUCAAUAUAGACUAUACAGAGGUCGUUAA
Molecule: messenger RNA, 744 nt
Organism: Maudiozyma barnettii
Lineage: Eukaryota; Fungi; Ascomycota; Saccharomycetes; Saccharomycetales; Saccharomycetaceae
Gene: MRPL16
Product: mitochondrial 54S ribosomal protein uL16m
Exons: 1
Coding region: 1-744 (247 amino acids)
Biological process (GO): mitochondrial translation
Cellular component (GO): mitochondrial large ribosomal subunit; ribosome
Molecular function (GO): structural constituent of ribosome; rRNA binding
Source: RefSeq, a predicted model, not a curated record